UAUCUCACUCCGACCGCAGGCAGAUUGUGUCCUAAAUAUAAAUUCAAAUGCACAGUAGAAUUCUUCGAGUGUUUGUAAACAAUCUUCUAGAGUUCGAGCGGAAAGUUUUGUGUUUUCCUGGAGUUGAAAUGAAAAACUAUUUUUUAAUUUUAUCUGUUCUGAUUUCUUGGUUCACAUUAAUCAAUGGAGAUGACAUCAGUGUUCCAGAGAUUGUACCAACGUACAGUAUCGGCAGGAUAUACCUAGACGACGCAAGCCCACUCCAGUCGGGUCCCAUCGCUCAGUCCGAGUUCCGACUCCCGAGCAGCAGCCACGGCCUUCUAAACGCCUUACUUCGAGAAACCACCCUCGAGCAGCUCUAUCGACGACCUGUCUUCGUGGUCACCAAGUCGUCGAGCAAUCCUAAUCACCUCGAUGUUGCCUUCGCGUCAUCAGGCAUCCAAACCGUUCUCACCGACCCCAGCUUCGGCUACAUCCGUUCUUUCCUACAGUCACGUGACCCCAAGUCAGCUGUCAUCUUCGAUUUCAGCAGUUUUUUCAACGCCAGAUUACUGAACCACGAAGUUGAGCGGUUCGUUUUUCCCAGCGAUUUCCAUUUCGCCGACUUCACUAAGCUGGUUACGGCUUCUAGACUGAUUCCUGUGGUGGCUGUUUUCAGAAGGCCGGACUUUGAGGAGCUGAGGUUUGAUCAUAUUUAUCAGCUCGGUAACCUUGCCGUUCAUCAGGAGUUCAUUGAACCUGUGGUGACCACAGAAGCGUCUUUUAUUAAUCCAUUGUCUGUGGGUCCGUCAUCUGUGAAUCCGGCACUUUCUAAUCCGUCACCUGUUAAUCCGGCACCUACGAAUAAUUUACCUAUGAAUCCAUCAAAUGUUAAUCCGACACCUAUGAAUAAUUUACCUAUGGAUCCAUCAAAUGUUGAUACAGCACCUAUGAAUCCAUCAAAUUUUAAUCUGCCACCUACGGAGGCUAUGGAUCCAUCACAUGUUAAUGGAUCACCUAUGGAUCAAUCAAUUUUGAAUCCGUCAAAUGUGAAUUCGUCACCUAUGGACCCAUCACUUGUGAACCCACCUCACUGAACUCGAUAGAGAAAUUAUAGUGAAUUCCAUGACCUCUGGAGAGCUUGUACAUCAGUAAUUGUUAUUGUACCUUCUGGGACACUUGUGAUUACCAUUAUUAGUUAUUGUGAUGAAUUAUCAGCUGACCACAGGUCUCCAGACAGCAUGAAGUACACUAUGGCCUUUGUUAAUCAUGUUUGAAUGAGUCAACCAGGGUGUAUAGAAUGUAAUGUUACAUUCUAUGCUCUCUGGAAUAUACUGGUAGUUGAAGCCAUCUUUAUUAUCACAUUAUUCUAGUAGAAAUAGAAGUGUAUGAUACAAAAUAUCAUCUUUUCAACAAAAUAUACAUCCGAGAUACUUGACAGUGGUUUGUGAUUGCUGAAGGAAAAAAUUGGGUUGUUUUCAGUUUAACCUUGUACUUGCUCAAAUAUUUUUUGUAUUUUUAUCAGUGUUAUGUUGAAAUAAAUUUAUUGAUCCAAAA
This is a messenger RNA of Nilaparvata lugens (brown planthopper), 1536 nucleotides long. RefSeq lists its product as uncharacterized. The coding region runs from base 48 to 1076 and encodes 342 amino acids. NCBI's taxonomy places the organism in Eukaryota, Metazoa, Arthropoda, Insecta, Hemiptera, Delphacidae. The record is from RefSeq and is a predicted model, not a curated record. The transcript has 2 exons.